AUGCGCUGCGCCAACCUGGUGCUCUCCUCCUCACUCGCGUGGGCCUCGGUCCAGCGCAGCGCUGCCGUCGCCGUCGGUCGCGCCACCGUCCCGCUCCUCCGCUCGGCGCAGCGGCGCGGCCCGCUGACUGCCGCUCGAGGCGUCGUCUGCUCGGCCGGGCCGUCAGGCUCCGCGUUGGAUGGGCUGCAGCCGUCGGCGCUCGAGGCGGACACCAUCUUUGCGCUCUCCUCUGGGGCGGGCGUGCGCGCUGGCGUCUCCGUCAUCCGCGUCUCUGGGCCGCACGCCAAGCUCGUCUUGCAGCGGAUGUGCCCGGGCGGCGGCGGCGGCGACGGCCUGCCGCCGCCGCGCCGCGCCGUGCUUCGCAGCCUGAGGCAGCCGGGCAGCGACACACCUCCUAGACAUUUCCCACUGGUUGACCAGGCGCUGGUGCUGUGGCUGCCGGGCCCUCGCUCCUUCACCGGCGAGGACACCGUCGAGCUGCACACGCACGGCUCGCCCGCCGUCGUCAGCGCGACGCUCGAGGCGCUCGGCCGCCUCUCGUACCACCGGCUGGCCGAGCCGGGCGAGUUCACGCGGCAGGCGCACGCCAACGGGCGUAUGGAUUUGACCGAGGUGGAGGCGCUCGGCGACCUGAUCAACGCGCAGACGGACGCGCAGCGGCGGCAGGCGCUCGCGGCGAUGGGGGGCGGGCAGAGGCGGUCGCUGGAGGCGUGGCGGGGGCGGAUGGUGCGCGCUCUGGCGCAUACCGAGGCGCUGAUCGACUUUGGCGAGGACGCAGACGACGUCACCGAGGCCGCGCUCUCGUCCGCCGUCGGCGAGAUGCGGGAGAUCCGACGCGAGAUUGAGGCCGAGCUGGAGGACGGGGGGCGCGGCGAGGCUGUGCGCGACGGCGUGCGCGUCGCAAUCCUCGGCCCGCCGAACGCAGGCAAGUCUUCACUUCUCAACCUGCUGGCGCGGCGUGACGCGGCGAUCGUUUCGCCGAUCGAAGGCACCACCCGCGACGUGGUGACGGUGUCGCUGCAGCUGGGAGGCAUGCCCGUAGUCCUAUCUGACACGGCGGGGCUCAGAAGCGACUCGGAGGAUCCAAUCGAAAGGCUGGGCAUGGUGCGGUCGGCAGAUGAGGCGGCCAAAGCACACGUUCAGCUCUGGGUGUUUGAUGCGUCGACGCCGGUGCCGCCCGACGCUGACGGUGUCGGGGCAGAGGCGACCGGAGGCAUCGCCGGCGCGCCGCUGCAGCUGCUGCUGCGAAACAAGGUCGACCUGUCGAGAGGCGGCGAGGGCGGCGCAGAGGGCGGCGACACGGCGGGCGGGGUGCCAUCGGAGAGACAGUGGCGCAUUUCCUGCACCACGGGCGAGGGCGUGGCGCCGUUCCUCGACCAGCUGGGCGGCAUCGUGCGGCGGCUGUACGGCUCAGACGAGGGAGAGACGCCCCUCGUGACGCGCGCGAGGCACCGGCAGCACCUCGAGGGCUGCGUCGCUGCGCUGGCGCAGUUCGAGGAGCUCGCGUCCCUCGGCGAGGCCGCGCCCCUCGAUUUGGCGUGCGAGGAGCUGCGGACGGCCUCACUCGAGCUCGGCCGCAUCACGGGCCGCGUGGACGUCGAGGAGGUACUCGACGUCAUCUUCCGCGACUUUUGCAUCGGCAAGUAG
Emiliania huxleyi CCMP1516 is the source of this 1647-nucleotide messenger RNA. RefSeq lists its product as hypothetical. Gene Ontology annotation, cellular component: cytoplasm. Gene Ontology annotation, biological process: tRNA wobble uridine modification; tRNA methylation. The transcript has 3 exons. Gene Ontology annotation, molecular function: protein binding; GTPase activity; GTP binding. Lineage: Eukaryota; Haptophyta; Isochrysidales; Noelaerhabdaceae. The coding region runs from base 1 to 1647 and encodes 548 amino acids. The record is from RefSeq and is a predicted model, not a curated record.